Synchiropus splendidus (mandarinfish) is the source of this 2699-nucleotide messenger RNA. It is a transcript of the gene pxmp4, whose product is annotated as peroxisomal membrane protein 4. Gene Ontology annotation, cellular component: peroxisomal membrane. Lineage: Eukaryota; Metazoa; Chordata; Actinopteri; Syngnathiformes; Callionymidae. The transcript is spliced from 4 exons. The record is from RefSeq and is a predicted model, not a curated record. Bases 54 to 698 code for a protein of 214 amino acids.
UCCGGUAUCGGCGUCCCUCCAGUAUUUUUAUCCGGCUGAACUUGUUGAAAGACAUGGCAAGUUCAGAGCUUACGAAAACAUUGUUGUACACCGUCAAUAAUAUUUUACUGCAAGACAAGUACAAGGCAGCACUCGCCGUUUUAAAGGGACUCAGAAAUGGCGUCGUAUAUGGAGCUAAAAUCCGAGCACCGCACGCCCUGGUCAUGACAUUCCUCUUCAAAAGUGGGAGCCUGCAGGACAAACUUCGAGCCAUUCUCCAGGCCACGUACACACAUGCACGCAACCUGGGCUGCUUUGUCUUCACCUACAAGGGACUUCAAGCUCUCCAGGAGAGGAUGCAGGGGAAGAGCCUCCAGUCGCACUCCUUCCUGGCCGCAUGUGUCGGAGGCUGGUUGGUCUUUGGAGACAAUAACAACAUCAACAGCCAGAUAAACAUGUACCUGCUCUCCAGAAUCCUUUUUGCUUUGUCUCGGCUGGCCGUAGAGAAGGGAAUCAUCCCGCAGCCCAAACAAGACCCGUUCCCUCUCUUCGCCACUCUGGUUUGGGGCAUUGCCCUCUGGCUUUUUGAGUAUCACCCACACACCCUGCAGUCGUCUCUGCAGUCAUCCAUGACCUACCUCUACCACGACAGCAACGUGUGGCACGACAUCUCCGACUUCCUCGUGUUUAAUAAACCCAGGACUGCGGCUUCCAAAUAAGUCGUUAAUUUUCUUUCUUUUUCUUUUAAACGGUGAACGGACCAUUAAUAUGUUAUUCCUUAAAUUAUUCAUGUGGACUUCUCAAUCUUCAGUGGAGGAGUUGACAUUAUUCAAUAUGGGCACUUUAAUUUAUGCUUGUUGAGAUUGCGGUUAUGACCAGUGCUCCUGUUGUUCUUUGGGUUCCCAUCCUGUCUGCGGUUCCUGUUCAGGGUCUGCAGUGCGUGUGUGAUCCACAUCGCUGGAUCUCAACUGGUGGGUCAGGACCCAGGGGUGCAUGGUGAACCAAAUGCUAGCACAAAUUAUCUGACCUUUGAACUCAUCAGAAGGAGACACAUUGACACGUGUAAUAUUACAGCAAAAAAAACCAAACCCAUCGGUGUGUAAAAAAAAAAAAAUGAAAUCUUCUCUUAAAUAAAUAAAAUUAAUUCAGAAAUGAAUAAACGUAAAUUGUCUGUCUUGAUUUGGGUCCCUGGUUCUCAUUAAGGGGUGGUGGUGGUGGUCGCAAAGCAGCAAUGUCUCGAAACCGCUGAUCGAAAUUAUGUUUUUGUAGCUCGUAUUGUUGAAAUAUCAACAUCAUUUGUGUCAAAACAGCAGCGCUUCAUUCUUGAAUCCAAAUAUGGCAAAGGCUGUCACACAAUUUGCACUUGGUUCUGCUGGUGUCUUCUUUUUGGCUGAACAAUGGUGUCUUUACAGCAGAGGUGGGCAGUUGAAUUUCCUAAAGGGCCACUUUAUAAACUGUGACUGUUGUGAGGGGCCAUCAUGCCAAGAGAAAGGCGCAGAUGACUGCGACAUGUGACGGAAAAAAAUCUUAAGGAAUGAGGUCGAAAUGAACCAUAAAAGGUUCAAUGGAAGCCAGGAUAUUAAGAAGUGUAAAUAUGACAUUGAACCCUGUCAUAUUAAAAAUAAUUUUAUAUACAUUUUAGUUUAAUUGAAAUCAUAAUAAAAUGAUGAAAUGGCAAUUUAUUUCAAAAUACAUUUUGAAUUUUGAGAAAAUUUUGAGAAAAAUACUAAAAUGAACGAAAAGAAGAAACAAACGUUUAGUGAGGCAUGUGUUAUAUUUAAAUGUUAUAAUGAAUACGGGAUAAAAAAAAAAAAAAGACAAGUUAUAGUUGUAUAGUUUUAGUCUGACCUCAUGAGGGCCGCAAACACACAGACAAAGGGCCGCACUUUGCCCAGGUCUGCAUUACGGUGUGUGAGGGAACAUGGUUGCCGGUAUCUAAAAUGAAUUAAAAGGGGGAGAAAAUGGUGGUGUGAAUACAUCUUACAACCCUAUUCACUGUGUUUUCUUUAUUAUCUCACCCAAAAUUAAAUAAAAAAAUCCCAUUUGACCGAUGCAAUAUUGUUUGAAUGCAUCAUUGCAUAAUAUGGUGACAAAAAGUGUUUUUUUCAAAUAUCUGUUAACAUAUGCUGGAUAUAUAUUUACAUACAUGGAAUAUGACAAAGAAGAUCAAGAACUGUAAUAAUACAAUGAGCAUUGUAAUUACUGUAUUAUGCAUUGUUUUUUUUUUUGUGGCAUACUAUCAAUUACAACAACAUUUUGAAUAAUUUAAUUUAAUGUACAAAUAAUUGAGUGUCCUAGACAACUGACAACCGUGCUGCAGUAAACAAUCCUUUAAAUUGUUCUGUAGAAUUAUGAUUCACUGGUGAUGCAGACAGACAGGAUGUGCUCGUUCUGACGUUUGAGUUCUGAAGUCCUUGGAGUGUUUCAUCACAGACUCUACUGUGGAACUGCAGAACCGUUCCCAGGCCUGCUCUUCUGCCCCGUGUCAUGCUCAAUAGUCCUCAGAGAUGUAAUCUGACAGCACCACAUUUACCCGUGUUUUGAUGUUUUAGACUAAAUGGUAUAGUGUCUGAAAUAUUUGUACGUUUCAUUUUUUCAGUGAACCUGCACAGAACCGACGUCUGGUUAACUUGAUUUUAUGAAGUAUAAAUACACAUUAACUGUACUAACAGUAGGGAACCGACUGUAAAUUGACCGACAAUAAAUGCAUGAAGCCCUUU